GUCUGUAGUCUUGUUGAACGAAUGUGUGUGUUGUGCCGAGUGUGCAUACAAUGCGUCGAAAGUACACAGCAGUGCGUAGUACACCCAUAACACACAUUAUUUACAUUCAGGACUAACCGCAGGUUGGAGUACACGUGUGGGUCCAUUUGCAAGAUUGACUCGGAGUUAUUUGAUAUAAGCUGAGACGCACUUACCCCACGUGAAGACAAGCCAUGGACGGGGGAGACUAUCCCGUUAGUAUGGAUUUCGAUGGCGAGUUCGGGAUGGAGGUAAAUGCCAACAAAGUGAAAGACGUGGAGGAGAUUGAGCCUGCCAUCGCCAACGGUGGCGGCGAGGAACACUACAGCAACGGCAUGGACAUAGACCUUGAAGCAGAGUUCGAUGCACAGCUCAACGAGCUCAACAGAUCUUCAAAUGUUGGGUUGAGCGAAGCGAUCUGGUCAGCACCACCUGAAGAAGAAGGAGAUGCAGAAGGAGAAGGGGAAAGUCCUAUUCAGAAUGAUCCCGAUAUUGAGUUGCAUGAGGAGGAUGAAGGCGAGCCAGAAGCUCAGGAGGCUGUUCCUCUUGUUGAUGAUACACCUGUGAUGGAAGAACCUCCAGAAGAUAUCAACACUGGUGAAGGUUUCCUGGACAAUGACGUUGAUAUUGCGACAGAAGGUUCGCUCGACCUUGAAGUUGAACAAGGUGGUGACAUCGCCACAGAAGGAUCACUGGAUCUCGACAUUGAGGUACCUGGUCACCAACAGCUCACGGAUCGUUACAUCCCACUGGGCGCUGAAAUGGAUCUUGGUGGAAGCGAAGGCGAAGAGUUGCCGGUGGAGAAUCCAGAAACGGAGCCCUUGCAGCAGGAGCAGGAAUCGUUACCACAGGAGCCAGAGCCAUCACUGCAGGAACCACAGCCAUUGCUUCAGGAACCAGAGCCAUUAAGGCAGCAGGAGCCUGCUGUGCAAGAUGAACCUGAUGGACGGUUGGGAGCUGUAGGAGAGGAGGAGCAGCAACAAUUGCUCAGCGAUGAAGGGGCUUUAGAUACUGAAGUGGAGGCUGGUGCCAUGACUGAGGGUUCCUUGGAUCUAGAUGUACAUGUAGGCGCCCAUGUUGAGGACGAGGACGAAGAUGCAGAUGUGUUUGAAUCGAAUGAGAGACUGGAGUCUCCUUCGGCCACCUACGUGAACACCACCCUGGCCAGCAAUGCAUCCUCCUUGGGCGCCCACGAACCAGCCCCAGCGCAUGCCCAGAGCCUCAUCACACCGUUCCGAGACGACAUCAACGGCGACGUAACAAAUGUUGACAGACCAGGAGAUGGGGUUAGGGUGGCAACAGCAGUAGAUGACAUUACGGUGAUAGAACCUACAACAGAAACAAAGCUCUUGGACCACAAAGGUAAUGGCGAUGCAGUUGUACCCAUGCCCCUGAUUCGAAAGGGCUUCCCUCCCCCGUUCCCGAUCGGUUACAAUGAUGAGAAUCUACAUAAAGGCAACUGGGGUCACAAGAUGGAGUUCAUGUGUGCCAUUUUCUGCGUUAUCUUCAACAUCGACAGCUUCGCACAGUUUCCAUAUUUGAUGUACGCCAAUGGAGGAGUUGUGUUCCUGAUCCCAUACAUGAUAGCCCUGUUCCUGUUGAUCCUACCCUUGGUCCUGAUCGAGAUAUCCCUGGGCCAGUUUGCCAGCUGUUCUUUCCUCACCUGCUGGAAGUUCUGCCCGCUCCUAAAGGGUCUGAGUAUCGGGAUGCUGCUUCAGCUGUUGGGGUUCGCCUUCCUAUGGGGACCAUUCUCCGGACACAGCCUAUACUACAUCUACACCAUCUUCCUACCGGCCGAUGAAUUGGUAUAUACCACCUGUUCCAAUGCAUGGAACGAGAUCAGCUGCCAGCCGUUGGUCCCAGGGAACUACUCCGCCCAGGAUCCUGAUUACGAGUCGUCCAUCCAGGAGAAUGUGACGGUUUUCAAAGCAAGCUUCCCCGAGGAAGAAUUCUACAGGAACCAUGUUCUGAUGGAGGCUGGUUCGACCAAUAGUCUUGGGUACCCCUUGACCCACCUGAUGAUAGCAUUGGCUGUGGCAUGGGUGGUGACUUUUCAUAUCAUCCUCUUUGGCAUCAAGUCUUUUGGCAAGAUUGCGUAUAUCUUGUUCAGUGCUCACAUCAUCCUCCUCUUUGUAUUGCUUAUACGGGGCGCCAUCUUGGAUGGAGCGAUGGAUGGUAUCAAACUUCUAUUCUGGCCAGAAGUUGGCAAACUCUUGGAAGUAGAGGUUUGGUCCAAGGCAUUGAACUGUGCCAUGAUCACAUUUGCACCAAUGUGUGGGAUACUGAUGUCAUUGAGUAGCUACAACAAAUUCCAUAACAACUGUUUCAUGGAUUCUGUCGUUCUCAUCCUGGUGGCACUCUUCAUCAAUCUUCUGUCUGCCGUCACAUACUUCUGCUAUGUCGGUUAUGGAAACAAGGCCCUUGAUGUGAACUCCCUUCACCUUUCUGAUAAAACAACAGGAGAAACAAUCUUUGUGAUGUUUACAGCAAUUUUUGGCUCUCUACCACAUACGAGGAUCAUGUCUUUCCUUCUCUUCUUCUUCACAUUCCUUUCAAGUCUCAGCUUUCAGGUCGUUGUAGCUCUCUCACUGGUAAUUGGUUUUCUGGAUGUAUUUGGGUGUCGUCAUUCGUGGAAGGUCAUCAUACCAGUCUCAUUCUUGGUCACCGUGGUCUCUUUUGGUGGUGGUCUACUCUUCAUUACACCGGAGGGACCACAUUUCUGGGAAGUCUUGUAUAAGUUCUUCAUGCCUCACAUUCCCUUCAUCUUGUGCAUCAUAAUGCCUCUGGCUCUCACAUGGAUAUAUGGUACGAUACCAGCCUGGAAGUUCCUCAAGUUCCAGCGAGACAUCAAAGCCAUGGUAGGAUGCUUCCCGAUCGUCUUCCAAGGGAUGUUUGCCGGACUAGAGGCAGUGAUCAUACCGGUUGUCAUCUCGGUGGCGUGGGUUUACAAUCUUUAUCUUGUCUUCAGUAACAUUGAUCUGAACUUUGAGGUCUACCAGGGUUGGCACAUCGCCGUGGCAAUCAUCUUAGCGUUCGUCCCUCUCAUCAUCGGCUUCCUGUCGGGUGCCGUCAUGGAACUCUGUAAAUAUGUGACGGUCUAUAAAUACUUUACCGAGCUGUUUUGGCUUGCAUCGAUGCCUCUGCGUGAGUGGGGGCCAGCGGUUGAAGAAAACAGGACAGAACACGACUACCCCAUCGUCAAAUCCCAGAGAGACGACCUGGUAGUGGAAGAAAAAUACCGCGAGUACUCGCAGGAGAACGUCAACAACGCCAAUGACAAUUGUCUGCGACAGAGCCAAGCCUAUUCCAUGUCGCUAAACAAUGAGGGCAGCAAUCCACCGUCGCCUCGUGACAAGCCGGACAAUGUUUACCCGUCGAGUAGCGACACGUUGGACAGGGACCUCGAUCCAGCCGUCAAUUCAAAUGCGACGUUACCGGCAGGCACGCCUUUGCUUGGUCUCAGUUUGUGCUCGCAUGAAACUACAUUGUAGCUCAAACCUUCAUAAAGACUCGAACAUCAUGCAAGAUUAUAGACUGCAAUCGAUGCCACAAGUUUGAGAAAGGAUUUAUUUUCUCACAAGAAAUAGAAAAAUAUAUCUUUUGUUCUUAUUUCUUCUUUCUAUUUAUGUUUUGCUACACAUUUUUAUUACCAAUGUACAUGUGAAUAAACCUUUUUCAUCUCUUUUUUUAUUUGUGGAUAAUAAUACAGUUUAUAUUUCUUGUAUCAGUGCAUAUAUUUUUCCUGACAAAAGUGGGAUUUUCUACUUUUAUUUAUCACUAAAUGGAAUGAGAGUUGUUUGUGUUAUAUUACUUCAUAUGUUUGUAAUAUUUGUAUAGAAUCACAUGUAGCUGACGUGGCUGAAAUAAGGGGAGAUUCAUCAACAAUAUUGUUAAGUAAAUAACAAAUUUUAGAUUAUUAUUUUUUCUCGUGUUCAUUUGUUCACUAUAUUUCAAGAACACUCCUCACAAAAUCUGCACAUAUCCAGUCUAAAUAAUCCAGAAGUAUUAAAUAAUAGGAUGAAACGGAGAUACAUUUAUGUGUUUUCAUUUUGGAAUAUUCAGGCAAUUAGUAUCUGUUUUGCAUUCAUUCUUGAAUUCAUGAAUUUCAACUCUGCUAUCGUUUGGGAAAUUUGAUUAGCUCACAUCAGUAUUGCAAUUGUUAUCAUUGAAGUUUAGGACAGGUUGAAUAAUGAUAUGAUUUUUUUUGAAGUUGCACUGUACAUUUAAGCCUGCAAAUAUUUUAUAGUUUACAUAAACAAAUAUGAAAAUGGCAAUAUUUUAGCAUAUGUACAUAAUAGUGGUGUAAUGGUUCUGACUCUGACUUUGUAAUCAAAGGAUUAUGUGUUCAGAUCACACUGCAGCUUAGCGUCCCUUGGCAAGGCAUCGGUUGACACUUUGCCACUCUCCACCCAGGUGUUAAGCUAUUCCCUAAUAGGAUGUGUAAUUCAUUGUAGUAUGACCAGUAUUUCAGCUUGAAACUUGUUGAAAUGCUCCCCCAUUAAGCCCAUCUCACACUAAGCGAUUGGUUGCAAUCCAAAUUUCAAAUGAAUUGUGAUAACAUUUGAGAUGGAUAUUCCAACCAAUAAAAUAUUACGGGUCAGAGUUCAGAAUAGUGGUAGGACUACUGAAAUCGAAAUACAGUCCAGUUAGAGCCUCCCUGAAUUACUAAAAACAAAUUCAAUUCCAAAUCGUAAUGACAUCAUCAUUGGCUGCGACUUGAAGCCGAUUUGGACUUUACUCCGACCAUAAGGCUUGCAAAGUAAAAAUAUGAUCCUAGUUUUCCUAACAAUAUGAUAUCUUUAAAUAAAAUUAUUUUACUUCUUGGAACUUUCAUAUUUAAUGCAAAAUGUGAUUUCUUGAAAAAUCGCGUCGCGUCGGAUUCGCAUAGUGCGAGACGGACUUUAAAUCAGGAACCGCAGAAAGUUUGUGAAGGCAAAAAGGAUAUUUUCCCAAAAAAAAUUGAGAUAUGAAGUUUAAAAUUAUCUCAUCAACGACAAUAUCAUGGACUAUAUCCUACAAUGAAAACACAGCAUUAACUUGAUACUGGUAUAUAAAACUAUAGUUACUAUGUUUUUACAUUGAAAUAUUCUCAACCUGUUCGUGCAAAUUCUUGGUUAGGACCAAAUUGCCUACAAUUUAAUUGGCAUCCUUGGCAUUGAUUUGAUAGUAGACUCUGGUUUCUGAUUGUUAAUACUGUAUGCUACUGGUAUUUGUCAGAGAACAGCAACUUGUAAAUGAUAACAACUUUUAUGAAUGAAGCCCAAAUUUGUAUGAGUAAUUCAGAUAUAUUAAGUAAUAUACACAGUGUCAAUUAACAGUGGACUCAGACUUUUUAUGUUUACUUUCCAUUUUUACUUUCCAAUUACUAUAAUUUUUACUGAAUAGUUCUCAGAAAUUAUACUUGAUGUUAAAAAUGACAAGCAUAGAUAUGUUUGUAGCAUUUUGUUAACCACUGUUUGAAUAGCAUUGAAAGACAAGUAAACGUCUUGCAAUUAAGCAUAUUAUUUGACAAAAAAAACCUGUUUUAUUUUGUAUAUACACUUCAUCAAAUAUGUAUAUACACUUUGUACACACUGUUAUUAUGAGAUAUGUACAGUUUUAUAGUAGCAUUAGUUUUGUAUAGAACAUUUGAAAAGAUAUUGUGUCUAUGUUGCCCUUUUAAACCUGAUGUUUAUAUGAUGGGGAUUUUAAACCAUUUUGAUGCCAGUUUGUCAAAUUU
Messenger RNA from Lytechinus variegatus (green sea urchin), 5737 nucleotides. Its product is annotated as sodium- and chloride-dependent glycine transporter 1-like. Gene Ontology annotation, cellular component: membrane. Bases 213 to 3509 code for a protein of 1098 amino acids. The record is from RefSeq and is a predicted model, not a curated record. The transcript has 16 exons. Lineage: Eukaryota; Metazoa; Echinodermata; Echinoidea; Temnopleuroida; Toxopneustidae. Gene Ontology annotation, biological process: sodium ion transmembrane transport.